CGAUACUCUUAUCCUCGUCUUUCAUUUAGUCAAGAAAACUGUCAAGAAGUCAAGAAGACGCCACCACCGAUUACCCGACAAACUGGCCAAGAAAGUGCGAGGCGCAUCCCGCUACGCUCGUCCUUUAAGUGAGGUGAAACACUUGUAAAUAGCGGUUGGUCGGUGAACGACGUUUAGGGCGGAUCGUUCUGCGAGUUAGCGUGAUGUGUGUUACAGGUAGGGGAUGUAUACAGCAUCGUACUCAAUGAAAGGACAGUCUCACUCAGCGAUUGCGAGAGCUCUGGAGAAUGGCUUACUUCUCUGUAUCAUUUGUAACACACAGGUGAAGAGUAAGCUAUGGAUAGCUCAUUCAAAUGGUCGGAAACAUCGAGAAAACGUUGCCAAUUUCAAGAAAGCAGCAAUAGCCAAUGCGACUUCAUCAAAACGAAACUCCGAAGAAUCGACCACAUCUCUGUCGAUGGCACCCUUGAAAAAACUGAAAGUAGACGUAAAUGAGUCGAAUUUAAAAAAUAUUAACGAAAGCACUCCUUGGGAGAAAUAUUCGAUGACAAAAAUGAUAGAAAACAAUACAACAUAUGGUCAAAAAACAAAUGUUAUCAAAGGAGUGCCUGAAGGUUUUUUCGAAGACGAAAAACUGAACAGCAGAGUUAUUGACACCAUAGAGAAACAAGCAAGCAUAGAACAACAAUACAUCGAUUUCAUGAGAGAGUUGGAUGAAGCAAAGCAGGAGGAAGAGCACCGCGAAGAAAAUGAAGAACACGUGGUAGCUAUCGAGCAUGAUAUUGAACUUAUUGAUGAGCAGAUUGAGCAAUGGAAACGAGUAAAUCGGUUAGAAGUGCGGCGAGACAAACUGUACAACACAGUAGCUGUGAAAAAUGAAAGAAAUACCGAACCGGCAUUGGUGGGACAAAUAAGCGAUGAUGACUCUGAUGUUGAUCUUACUGGAUGGAGGAAUAAAGGCAUCUGAUUUUUCAUAUUUAAUGCAGCUGACUAGGAUACUUUUCCACACUUUCUUUAUACUGCUACUUUGAUCAAAUCACUGAGGGCCUAUAUCAGUGCUCGUUAGAUAGGAAAAUCGCAUCAGAACCAUUUCUACGUGAGAUGGUUAUCAGUAGCUCCAGUGUUUUUUGAUAACGGAAUAAAAUUCUG
Molecule: messenger RNA, 1149 nt
Organism: Loa loa (African eye worm)
Lineage: Eukaryota; Metazoa; Nematoda; Chromadorea; Rhabditida; Onchocercidae
Exons: 5
Coding region: 224-967 (247 amino acids)
Biological process (GO): mitotic DNA damage checkpoint signaling; nuclear DNA replication; mitotic DNA replication checkpoint signaling
Cellular component (GO): spliceosomal complex; nucleus
Molecular function (GO): zinc ion binding; nucleic acid binding
Source: RefSeq, a predicted model, not a curated record